This is a messenger RNA of Fusarium redolens, 1171 nucleotides long. RefSeq lists its product as uncharacterized. Bases 19 to 930 code for a protein of 303 amino acids. NCBI's taxonomy places the organism in Eukaryota, Fungi, Ascomycota, Sordariomycetes, Hypocreales, Nectriaceae. The record is from RefSeq and is a predicted model, not a curated record. The transcript has a single exon.
GGAGCCCCUGCCUGCACAAUGGUUUACAUUCUGGCUCACCGAGAAUAUUUGGCGAACAGUGAAUGGACAAAGCCCUACAUCUUGAGCUUGAUCUUGGUCGCUAUCCGCUUUUUAAUGUUCGGGCUCUCCGUUUUUGGCUCCCUACUCGUAUGGGUGCAUGUUUUGAAGGUGCAAGCACGAUAUAUACGUGCUCUCAUACGCCUUGAAAUUCCACCCGAGCAGAACACCAAGGAUGAGAGUUCGGUGCCUCAAGAAUUUCCAGCAUCUGCUCCUCUGGCAUCUACUCCUCCAGCCUCUGUCCCAGCGACAAAUUCUCAAAAGCCAGCUCUACAAUUCCCUAUGCCACCUACUAUUAGUAGACCUGUUCUUGAGAAGCUUGCUCAGACAGCUGCUUUUCAACAGACUGGCCCAAAGACUCCCCCGGAGAGUCGCUGGGAAACCCUUCCUCAACGGCCCCAACUGGAGAGUUUUGAUCAGAAGCGUGCCAAGAAUAUUCCCAAAAGGCACAUCCCAACUCCUGUCUUUCCUCUCAAAGCUCCCGGAAUCGAUUGCACUCACCCAGUGACAACUGCUCAACAGCCUACCUCUACAACGAGUCAGCAGGGUUCCCAAACAACACCUCCUCACCUUUCAUACAAUUCCUUGACAGGAAAUGCACCGCCGUCCUGUACGGAUUCUACCACAAACCGCGCAAACGAUAUCAGCGUUCGCGAUGAAGCUUUUAAUGCAUUAUUUAGACAGUUCAAGGCAUCCGCCAAGUCUCGUCAAGAUCAAGGGGCUUUCAACACCACGCCUGCUUCCAGCCCCACAGGACGGGUACCAGUAGGACAAGCUUUUGAGGAAAAUGCCUGGAAGCCCUCAGGGUUUCCUGCUCAAUCUGCAGACUGGGAACACGUCUACCACGAAGAGGGAGAGUCGGGUUCUCAAUAAGUAGCAUGGAAAACAGUUUGAAGGAUGUGUGCUUUCUAUAGACAAACGGAUGAUAAUAGAAAUUUAAUGCUUUUGACCUAUCUUAUACUGUUGUACGUGUGUCCCACCAUCAAAGCAAGCCUCCAAGCUUGUGGAAGUCGCUAGACAAGCCCCGUUGGCUCAGUGGUAAAGCGUAUCACUAGUAAUGAUAAGAUCACUGGUUCGAUUCCAGUACGGGGCAAGCGAGACAAUCUUUUGCUGU